AUGAGAAGCGCUCAGGAGACUCUGUUGGAGGAGGGCAAAAACAUUGGCUCGGGGUCGUCGAUGGACCUUGACGGACUUGACUUACAUCUCUCCUUGCUGGCCUCGAAGAGCGAUCUCACCAAGAUACCCACAUCCGCCGCCCGCGCUCCAGAUAUCUAUUCGUUAGCCAACACCGGUCCUUCAACAUCAAAGGGCACUCCCAAAACGGAAUCUGAAAUUGUUGUGCUGGUAGAUGAUAUGGAUACCGAUAUGAAUAGCACCGCAUCUGGCCUCGUAACACAGCCAGAAUCUGAGUAUCCCUCAGGUCAAGAGAGUGUAGCCAACCCGAAACUCCUUGGAUUCCAAGAAAGCUCGAGGAAAUCCCUCGGGUCGUCGGCGUCUGCUAUAUCGGAGCAGUCAGAUCUCUCUUCUCCACCAGCCUCACCGUCUAGUAAGGCAACAACGCCGGCUCAUGUGACAGACACCAAAGAGUCAUUAGAGACCCCCAGUCGCCCGAUUGCCACCGAUGUCACGAGGUCGCAGAGACCAACACCGUCGAGGCGCAAGUUUAAUGUGCGCCCCAGGGUGUCCAUUCCGACGGAUAUCGCACCCUUUGACUACGCAAAUCAGUGCAUCGCAGCUGCUGAGCACUCGAGACUGAACCCAUAUGCACUACACCAAGAAGAGUACUCGAUGCUGCGCGAACAUAUCAGCCACGCGCAGGUGACGACCUACCUCAAUAUUCGAAACGGCAUCCUGAGACUAUGGCUGAAUAAUCCACGCAUCGGAGUUGCCCGUGAAGAGGCGAUUGGUUGUGCAAAGGACUCCCGAUGGUUUGAUGUCGCAAACGUGAGCUACGAAUGGCUCCUACGUCGGGGCUUCAUCAAUUAUGGCUGCGCGGAAGUUCCUUCAUCGAAGACUCGACGCUACAAGGGUCCCCCGAAACGGAAAGGUAAGACUGUCGUAGUCAUUGGCGCCGGUAUGUCUGGACUUGGAUGUGCCAGGCAGCUGGAGACUCUAUUCAAACAGUAUGCAGGCCAAUUUCAGCAACUGGGAGAGGAGGUACCAAAGGUUAUUGUGCUUGAAGGGCGAAGUCGUCUCGGCGGCCGCGUCUACUCGCGAGCUGUCAACGGGAGCCAAUGUCAGCGCUUGAUAGGCUUCAAGGGCCAGCGUCAUAGCGUCGAAUGUGGUGGCAUGAUCAUCACGGGAUUCGAGCGAGGCAAUCCUCUAAAUGUCCUGUUGAGAGGUCAGAUGGCAUUGCCCUACUACGCACUGCGGCCGGAGACCAACUUGUACGAUACCAAUGGAAAACCGGUCGAUGCGCAAAGGGAUCUUUUAGUUGAAAGACUUUUCAACGACUGCCUUGAAAGGGUUAGCGAUUACAAGUUUAAGAGCCCACCAUCAAAACUCAUCGAGGGCAACAGAGACUUAAUGGAUGAAGGCAGAGACAGUGCCUCUGAAGGGAACAAGACAAUUGCCCAUGUCGAAGAGACGACGGCGUCGAUGCCUCAAGCGGCACCUGUCUCCGAGCAGAGCUUGGCUCCGCAGGUCAACCUUGUCCCCGUGUCCACCGACAAGGCUACCGGCAAGACGCAUGUUGAGCCGGGGACCGCUGCUGCUCUGAAAGCAGCCUUCAAAGCGAAGCUGAUGGGUUGGGCUUUAAAGGAAGGCAUCCUGGAAGACCGCGAUUUAGAACUCGACACAGCGGCAAAAUCACCCGAUGUGACUUUGGGUUCACUUAUAGAUGAAGCAAUUACCCAGUAUCGGGAUAUAAUCGACCUCACGCCCCAGGACUAUCGAUUAAUGAACUGGCACAUUGCCAAUCUGGAGUACAGCAACGCAACAAACCUGAAGAACCUCAGCCUGGGUGGCUGGGAUAUAGAUGCAGGUAACGAGUGGGAAGGCAAGCACACUAUGGUCGUAGGCGGCUAUCAGAGCGUGCCAUGGGGACUGGCUCAUGCGCCAUCGGCGUUAAAUAUCCGAAAGGACAGUGCCGUCAAGAAGAUCACAUAUAAUGCGGAGGGUAAUGGUACUGCGAGGGUGGAAUGUGAGGAUGGGUUCUCGAUCGAUGCCGACUACGUUGUAUCAACUAUCCCAUUGGGUGUGCUCAAACACGGAAGUGUCAAAUUUGACCCCCCUCUACCGGCAUGGAAGACAGAUGCCAUUAGCCGUCUUGGAUUCGGCAUACUGAACAAGGUCAUAUUGGUCUAUCAGGAGCGGUUCUGGGACACAAGUCGCGACAUUUUCGGUGUCUUGCGAAGUCCGUCUUCGCGGCAUAGCCUCAAACAGAGCGACUAUGCCUCGCAGCGCGGUCGCUGCUUUCAGUGGUUUGAUGUGUCCAACACGAGUGGUGUACCGGUCCUCCUGGCUCUCAUGGCUGGAGAUGCUGGUUUCGACACAGAGUAUACUAAGAACGACGAGCUUGUUAGUGAGGCCACCGAGGUCCUACGCAGUGUUUAUGGUGCCAAAGUUCCACAGCCAGUGCAUGCGGUCGUCACCCGUUGGGGUUCUGACAAGUUCGCUCGCGGCUCAUAUUCAUCAGCCGGCCCGUCCAUGAAGUCUGAUGAUUACGACACCAUGGCCAAGACUGUUGGAAAUGUAAUAUUUGCUGGCGAGCACACAACCGGGACUCACCCUGCGACGGUCCAUGGCGCAUAUCUCUCUGGUCUUCGCGCGGCUUCGGAUGUCCUUGAUACCAUGCUUGGUCCUAUCAACAUACCUUCUCCACUUAUCAUACCCAAGGAAUCGUCUAUGUCACUGUCCUCCAGUGCUGUGAAAAGAAAGGCGGAUACGGUGCCACUCUCGCCUCAGGCUUCUAAACAGGCGCGCAUAGAAGCUCAUGAGGUUGCGGCAUGGCAGCACAUCAUUGAAAAGAUAGGCGACAGACCUUGGCGUCCUCAGAAGGUGGCAGGUAACUCCUACCUCCUCUACAGCAAGGCCAACUUUGACGCGGCACGCAAGCGUUGUGAAGAAGGUCGUCGGCUGGGUAAGGGCAAGCCGAGCCCCAACGAGGUCCGCGUCAUGACAAGCAAGAUGUGGAAAGAGGCCACUCCGGAGGAGAAGCGACCAUACGAGGACCAAGCCACGGAACAGAAGCGCGUCUACCAUGAAAAGCUCAAAGAGUGGGAGGUUGUGGUUAAGGAGUGGGAUAGCAAAGCUCUACAAGCUAGAGGAGAGUGGGAGGCGAAUGGAAACAAGCUCGUCCUUGAGGACAGCCCGUUUGACGAAGCAGCCGGCAGGGAGCGUAGGGGCCAGAAGGUCAACACGUAUGCUGAGAGUGACGGGAGCGACGUGGAGAUGGCAGGCUAG
Neoarthrinium moseri is the source of this 3288-nucleotide messenger RNA. RefSeq lists its product as uncharacterized. Gene Ontology annotation, molecular function: oxidoreductase activity; protein binding. Lineage: Eukaryota; Fungi; Ascomycota; Sordariomycetes; Amphisphaeriales; Apiosporaceae. The coding region runs from base 1 to 3288 and encodes 1095 amino acids. The record is from RefSeq and is a predicted model, not a curated record. The transcript is spliced from 2 exons.